AUGUUUCGACCUAAUAUCUAUCUAUCUAUCUAUCUAUCUAUCUAUCUAUCUAUCUAUCUAUCUAUCUAUCUCAGCCUGCUAAUAUAUAUAUAUAUUGGUUUCUAUCUAUCUAUCUAUCUAUCUAUCUAUCUAUCUAUCUAUCUCAGCCUGUUAAUAUUUCCCUCUCUCUCUAUCUCUCUCUCUAUCUAUCACAGUCUGUUAAAAUAUAUCUCUAGAGGUUUUUAUCUAUCUAUCUAUCUAUCUAUCUAUCUAUCUAUCUAUCUAUCUAUCUAUCUAUCUCAAGCUUGUUUUUAUCUAUCUAUCUAUCUAUCUAUCUAUCUAUCUAUCUAUCCCUGUUCACCUAUCUCUCUCUUUCUCUCUUCUGCUUUCUCUCUCUCUCUAUCUGAGUCUGUUCACCUCUUCCUCUUCUUUUCUCUCUAUCUAUCCAAUUCUGUUCAUAUCUCUCCCCCUCUCCCUAUCUAUCUCAGUGCUCACAACGUUCUCUCUCUAUCCAUCUCAAUAUUCCGUUCAUAUCUAUCUAUCUAUCUAGCUACCUAUCUCAGAUCUCACAACGUCCUCUCUCUCUAUCCAUCCCAGGCGGGAUGUGGCGAUUCACUCACUGCUGUACAUACACUCACACAUGAUCGAUGCAAGUGUCUUGUGCCCCCGAGUCUAUGA
This is a messenger RNA of Acanthosepion pharaonis, 657 nucleotides long. The record is from the annotation of a GenBank genome assembly. Lineage: Eukaryota; Metazoa; Mollusca; Cephalopoda; Sepiida; Sepiidae.